Messenger RNA from Talpa occidentalis (Iberian mole), 3482 nucleotides. It is a transcript of the gene MFHAS1, whose product is annotated as multifunctional ROCO family signaling regulator 1. The coding region runs from base 4 to 3219 and encodes 1071 amino acids. The record is from RefSeq and is a predicted model, not a curated record. Gene Ontology annotation, molecular function: protein binding. The transcript is spliced from 4 exons. NCBI's taxonomy places the organism in Eukaryota, Metazoa, Chordata, Mammalia, Eulipotyphla, Talpidae.
GCCAUGGCUGGGAAGGACAGCGGGAACCUGAAGACGGUGAGGCUGUGGCGGGACGCCGCCCUGCGCGCCAGGAAGCUGCGGAGCAACCUGCGCCAGCUGACCCUCAGCGCGGCCGGGGGCUGCCCGGGGGCCGGAGCCGACCAACCCGGCUCCCCGGACGCUCCCCAGCUCGUGCUGCCGGCCAACAUCGGGGACAUUGAGGUGCUGAACCUGGGAAACAACGGCCUGGAAGAGGUGCCAGCCGGGCUGGGGUCGGCGCUGGGCAGCCUGCGAGUCCUGAUCCUGCGCAGGAACCACUUCGUCCGGCUGCCCUCGGCGGUGGGUGAACUGGGCCACCACCUCACCGAGCUGGACGUGAGCCACAACCGGCUGGCCACCUUGGGCGCGGAGGUGGUGAGUGCCCUGCGGGAGCUGCGCAAGCUCAACCUCAGCCACAACCAGCUGCCAGCCCUACCCGCCCAGCUGGGCGCCCUGGCCCACCUGGAGGAGCUGGACGUCAGCUUUAACCGGCUGGCGCACCUGCCUGACUCCCUCGCCUGUCUCUACCGCCUGCGCACCCUGGACGUGGACCACAACCAACUCACUGCUUUUCCUCAACAGCUGCUGCAGUUGGCGGCCCUGGAGGAGCUGGACGUGUCCAGCAACCGGCUGCGGGGUCUACCUGAGGAUAUCAGUGCUCUGCGUGCCCUGAAGAUCCUCUGGCUGAGUGGGGCUGAGCUGGGCACCCUGCCCAGUGGCUUCUGCGAGCUGGGCAGCCUGGAGAGCCUCAUGCUAGACAACAACGGCCUGCAGGCCCUGCCCGCCCAGUUUAGCCGCCUGCAGCGGCUCAAAAUGCUCAACCUCUCCUCCAACCUCUUUGAGGAGUUCCCUGAUGCGCUGCUGCCCCUGGCUGGUCUGGAGGAGCUCUACCUGAGUCGCAACCAGCUCACCUCAGUGCCAUCCCUUAUCUCGGGUCUGGGUCGCCUUCUCACCCUGUGGCUGGAUAAUAACCGGAUCCGCUACCUGCCAGACUCCAUUGUGGAGCUGACCGGCCUGGAGGAGCUGGUGCUGCAAGGGAACCAGAUCGCAGUGCUGCCUGACAACUUUGGCCAGCUCUCCCGGGUGAGCCUGUGGAAGAUCAAGGACAACCCACUGAUCCAGCCCCCCUAUGAGGUCUGUAUGAAGGGGAUCCCCUACAUCGCAGCCUACCAGAAGGAGCUAGCUCAUUCCCAGCCUGCAGUGCAACCCCGCCUCAAGCUGCUCCUGAUGGGCCAUAAGGCUGCAGGGAAGACCUUGCUCCGUCACUGCCUCACCGAGGAGAAAGUGGAGGGAAACCAAGGAGGAGGAGAUGAGGAGACGAACUACCCACCCUCCCCUCCUCCCAUGAGCAAGGGCAUCGAGGUGACUAGCUGGACGGCAGAUGCUUCCCGGGGCCUGCGCUUCAUAGUGUAUGACUUAGCUGGAGAUGAAAGUUACGAGGUGAUCCAGCCCUUCUUCCUCUCUCCUGGGGCCCUGUAUGUGCUGGUGGUGAACCUGGCCACCUAUGAACCCCUCCGUUUCCCCACCACUGUAGGCUCCUUUUUGCAUCGGGUGGGGGCCCGGGUGCCUCAUGCUGUGGUGUGCAUUGUAGGCACUCACGCAGACCUGUGUGGCGAGCGGGAGCUGGAGGAGAAGUGCCUGGACAUUCACCGCCAGAUUGCCCUGCAGGAGAAGCACGAUGCGGAGGGCCUGAGCCAGCUAGCCCAGGUGGUGGAUGAGGCACUGGCCCGGGACUUCGAGCUGCGUUCUGCCAGCCCCCAUGCAGCUUAUUAUGGUGUUUCAGACAAGAACCUUCGGCGGCGCAAGGCCCAUUUUCAAUACUUGCUCAAUCACCGGCUACAGAUCCUCUCCCCGGUGUUGCCCGUCAGCUGCAGGGACCCUCGCCAAUUACAGCGCCUUCGGGACAAACUGCUCUCUGUAGCUGAGCACCGGGAAAUCUUCCCCAACUUACACAGAGUGCUGCCUCGAUCCUGGCAGGUGCUGGAGGAACUGCAUUUCCAGCCACCGCAGGCACAACGGCUUUGGCUAAGCUGGUGGGACUCGGCUCGCUUGGGCCUGCAGGCAGGUCUGACCGAGGACCGGCUGCAGAGUGCCCUGUCCUACCUACACGAGAGCGGCAAGCUGCUCUACUUUGAGGACAGUCCGGCCCUCAAGGAGCAUGUCUUCCACAACCUCACCCGCCUCAUUGACAUCCUCAAUGUCUUUUUCCAGAGGGAUGCUUCCUUGCUGCUGCAUAAGCUGCUCCUUGGGGCCAGUGGAGAGACGGAGGGCGAGGGGGAGAGCUCCCCUCUGACGGGGCUGCCCACCCCGAGCCAGGACCUGCUCAGGGUCACCCAGCUCCAUCAUUACGUGGAAGGCUUCCUGCUUCAUGGACUCUUGCCAGCUCAUGUCAUUCGGUUGCUGCUUAAGCCUCAUGUCCAAGCCCAGCAGGACUUGCAGCUGCUGCUAGAGCUUCUGGAGAAGAUGGGACUCUGUUACUGCCUCAAUAAACCCAAGGGCAAGCCUUUGAAUGGGUCCACGGCCUGGUACAAAUUCCCAUGCUACGUGCAAAAUGAGGUGCCCCACGCAGAGGCCUGGAUUAACGGGACCAACCUGGCCGGGCAGUCAUUUGUGGCUGAGCAGUUGCAGAUUGAAUAUAGUUUUCCCUUUACUUUCCCACCCGGGUUGUUUGCUCGCUACAGUGUCCAGAUCAACAGCCAUGUGGUACACAGGUCGGAUGGUAAACUUCAGAUCUUUGCCUACAGAGGGAAAGUUCCCGUGGUGGUGAGUUACAGGCCCUCCAAGGGGGUCCUGCAGCCAGACACUCUGUCCAUUGCCAGCCAUGCAUCAUUACCAAAUAUAUGGACAGCGUGGCAAGCCAUAACCCCCUUGGUGGAGGAACUGAACGUGCUGCUUCAGGAGUGGCCUGGACUGCACUACACCGUGCAUAUUCUCUGUUCUAAGUGCCUUAAGAGAGGGUCGCCCAAUCCACACGCUUUCCCAGGUUCCCAGGAAAGCUUUUCCAGGAAAAUACAGAGGGACUUGGGGACAGACAGAGGCAGGGAGUUGCUGAGUCAGCCCAGACCAGAAGGAGUGGCAGAGAUCAUUUGCCCCAAGAACGGCAGCGAGCGAGUGAAUGUUGCCUUGGUUUACCCACCCACGCCGACUGUGAUCAGCCCCUGUUCUAAGAAGAACGUUGGUGAAAAGCACAGAAACCAGUGACUUAUGGCUGUGGAAUUUCCAUGAGAAAGGAGCAUCAGAACUCACCUGGACCACCUUUCGAACCUGGCACACCUCCUCACGCCCCAGCGUGGUGGGUGAACUUGAGUAAAACUGUGGUCAGGGUGCUGUAGGAGGAGGGCACAGACCUGGCCUGUGGAUGAGGUGGGAGGGGCGGGGAGAGAAGGGGAGAGCAUAUGGAGCAAUGUUUUACAACCUGAACCUCAGAACUGUGAUCCUCCAAGGAGAGCGCUACUUGAAGAAAA